Parnassius mnemosyne (clouded apollo) is the source of this 666-nucleotide messenger RNA. NCBI's taxonomy places the organism in Eukaryota, Metazoa, Arthropoda, Insecta, Lepidoptera, Papilionidae. The record is from the annotation of a GenBank genome assembly.
AUGAACAGGUAUUUAUAUAAUUUGGAAAAAGAAAUAUUCAAAACCACGUUCGAACCAUUAAUGACUGCGAGAGGAAAAGUUUUGUGCUCCUAUGAAGAGACUCGAUACUUUAACUCUCUUGUAUUGGUUAAUUCGCUUUUAUUAUUGAACGAAGAAACCACAUUGCCAGAAAAAUUUAAACCUAUCGCUGGACUACACAUUGGUCGAAAAACAAAACCAUUACCGAAGGAGUUGAAGAACAUAUUGGACAACGCAAGAAAAGGUGUUAUAUACUUCAGCAUGGGAACAGUUUUAAAAAGUCAAUAUGUACCAAUGACAUUAAAGCUGAUUGAAGUGUUUCGAAAAUUAAAACAAACAGUUAUUUGGAAUACUGAAGCGAAAUUUCCUAAUUUACCAAGUAACGUCCAUACUCUGAAAUGGGCUCCACAGCAAAGUAUUCUAUCGCAUCCAAACUGCAUCCUCUUUAUUACACACGGAGGCUUGUUUUCAUUAACUGAAGCAGUACACUUCGGCGUUCCAAUAAUUGGAAUCCCAGCAUUUGGUGAUCAAAUCACUCAUGUCGAGAGUGCUGUUAGGAAAGGUUUUGCAAUUCACGUGGAUUUGUCUCACUCGAUGUCAAAAGAUGUAUAUGAAGCUAUUUUAACAAUUCUAAGCGACCCUAGGUAA